CUUGAAGUUGGAAUGUGACAAACUAGCCAGUGAGAAAUCGGAGAUGCAGCGUCACUACGUCAUGUAUUAUGAGAUGUCCUACGGGCUGAAUAUUGAAAUGCACAAACAGGCUGAAAUCGUCAAGAGGCUAAAUGGGAUUUGUGCACAGGUUCUGCCCUACCUUUCGCAAGAGCAUCAGCAGCAAGUGCUGGGAGCCAUUGAAAGAGCCAAGCAGGUUACGGCGCCAGAACUGAACUCCAUCAUCCGUCAGCAGCUUCAAGCUCACCAGCUGUCGCAGCUCCAAGCCCUCGCUCUGCCUCUGACUCCGCUCCCCGUGGGCCUCCAGCCCCCGUCCCUCCCCGCUGUCAGUGCCGGCACUGGGCUCCUCUCACUCUCGGCCUUGGGCUCUCAGGCUCACCUUUCCAAGGAGGACAAGAAUGGCCAUGAUGGGGAUGCCCACCAAGAUGAUGAUGGGGAGAAAUCGGAUUAG
Messenger RNA from Cariama cristata (Red-legged seriema), 469 nucleotides. It is a transcript of the gene TLE5, whose product is annotated as amino-terminal enhancer of split. NCBI's taxonomy places the organism in Eukaryota, Metazoa, Chordata, Aves, Cariamiformes, Cariamidae. Gene Ontology annotation, molecular function: protein binding; transcription corepressor activity. Gene Ontology annotation, cellular component: nucleus; transcription regulator complex. The transcript is spliced from 5 exons. The annotation marks the transcript as partial. Gene Ontology annotation, biological process: negative regulation of canonical Wnt signaling pathway; regulation of DNA-templated transcription. The record is from RefSeq and is a predicted model, not a curated record.